AUGCGUCGUAAGACUCUUGCUGGAGUGAACAUUGCCCGAACAAGUGCGGGCCUCUCGCUGCACAGGACCAGUGCAAGGCUCAAAGCUACUGGCAGAGCAAGGGUGGUGCCGGCGCCAGCGGCUAAGGCGGCUGAGAUCCUGGUUGCUCGUAGUCUGGGGAUCUUUAAGGACGGAGAAGACAUCACGGCCAAGGCCCUGGAUGCAUUUGCUGAGCGUUUCAAGGAGCAGCUGCCGCUGGAGGUGAUAUCUGCCAUGCGAGACUUGUUCAGGUUAGAUGAUGUGCAGGCAAUGGGUGUGGAGGACGCCCUCAUCCAGCACGGAGGGGAGGGUGCUAUGGACAUGGAGAGGAUGGAGGAUGCCGCUGCUGCUCUGCAGGCCUCCACCUGA
Triticum turgidum subsp. durum (durum wheat) is the source of this 387-nucleotide messenger RNA. Lineage: Eukaryota; Viridiplantae; Streptophyta; Magnoliopsida; Poales; Poaceae. The record is from the annotation of a GenBank genome assembly.